Molecule: messenger RNA, 2595 nt
Organism: Carassius gibelio (silver crucian carp)
Lineage: Eukaryota; Metazoa; Chordata; Actinopteri; Cypriniformes; Cyprinidae
Product: zinc finger protein Pegasus-like
Exons: 4
Coding region: 448-1704 (418 amino acids)
Biological process (GO): regulation of transcription by RNA polymerase II
Molecular function (GO): RNA polymerase II cis-regulatory region sequence-specific DNA binding; DNA-binding transcription factor activity
Source: RefSeq, a predicted model, not a curated record
AAAUGUUCAACCGUCGCAACGAAGGUCGGAAUCAUUUCUGCGGCGCACUGUCUGGUUGAACUUUCACCCCUGCGUUAUCUUUUGUUUUGAUGUCGCAGAGCAUUAUUUUUACACACCGAAAUUCGUUUUUUACUCUCUGUUUGCCAAUGACACAGUCCUAAAUGACGCACGGAAUAUGUUUAAAAUACGUCGAUCCAACUCUCGGUCAAAUGUAAAGCUCGUUGAAGAUCUGUUUUUAACUGAAUCAGUCGUGCUAACUCGCUGACAUUAGCUGGCCAGCAUCACCAUGGAGCUUUUUUCCACCAGAUUUGUCUAAUAUAUCGUUAAAGAACGGGCCGUCAGUCUGAACAUCCGAGCAACCGAGUCUGUUUUUAUUUUCUCUGAAGCCUUUGAAAAGCCUGUGUGGUCCCGUUUAAGAUCUUAGAAGACGACGGUGCACAUCUUUCAAUGGGCGAGGAGAAGCCAGAACCUCUGGAUUUUGUGAAGGACUUUCAGGAGUACUUGAGUCAGCAGACCCAACAUGUCAACAUGAUAUCUGGCUCUGUCAUCGGAGGGAAAGACAGUGAUGACCUCCAAGGAGAACUUGGUCAGAAUGGCCUGGAGCACCCAGCAGUGGACAUUUCCUUAGAAGAUAGUUCAGGGAUGUUGGUGGAUGGUUUUGAGAGAACAUAUGAUGGUAAACUCAAGUGCCGCUAUUGCAACUAUGCCACCAGAGGCACUGCUCGGCUUAUAGAGCACAUUCGCAUCCACACAGGUGAAAAACCCCAUAGAUGCCACCUGUGUCCUUUCGCCUCAGCGUACGAACGCCACCUGGAGGCGCAUAUGCGCUCUCACACAGGCGAGAAACCUUACAAGUGUGAGCUGUGCUCCUUCCGCUGCAGCGAUCGCAGCAACCUUUCUCAUCACCGGCGUCGCAGGCACAAACUCCUCCCCAUGAAAGGGGCCCGAUCCGCUCUCUCUCACCGAAAGAUGCUCAGUGUCCUGCAGAAGAGAGGAAACUCACUUGGCUAUGGCCGCCGGCUGCUCAUCAACCUCAGCCCACCAUCCAUGGUAUUGCAAAAACCUAAUUCAGAGCAGCACCACUUGGGUGAUUUCUCCCAUGAUCUCCCUUCUCACGCCCACCUCCAUCAGGAGGCCUAUAACGCUCUAGGAAAGGAUGCACAAGUUGGUGGAGUGAUUGGAAGUGGUUCCAGAGAGCAACAAGACAUGGCAUUGGACAACCCGCUGAACCAGCUUUCGACUUUGGCCGGUCAGCUUGCCAGCAUCCCGCCGGAAGCUCAAGGUGCACCGGUAUCUCCUGGAGCAGAAUCUCUACCUGAUGAAAAACCCACGUUCCUCGUCCAACAGCCUGUGACAGCACCUGCGGCCGUCUCUGUCAGCGCGGCUCAAGCUUCUUCUCCCAUCACCCCCGAGCCCCGACCGGCUGCACACAGCGGCUGUAGUCCAGGAAUUGGACCCUGCAGUGAGAGAACCAGCACUCCGAGUGGUACCAACAGCCAGCCAGGGACACCCACCACAGUACAAGACCCCCAGAUGCUCCACCACUGCCCCCACUGUCACAUAUAUUUCCCUGACAACAUCCUUUACACCAUCCACAUGGGCUGCCAUGGUUAUGAGAACCCUUUCCAGUGUAACAUAUGCGGACACAGGUGCAGAAACAGCUAUGAUUUUGCCUGUCACUUUGCGAGAGGCCAGCACAAAUAAGGACAGGUGGCUGAUGCUGGCCUCUACUUUGCCCUGUUUUACAUAAUACAAUUCUAGUAUCUGGAACAUUCCAAAGACAAAAUCCCUGCUUUGUAAUUACUGUAUUUGAACUGUUAUCGGUAUGUUAUGUUGAAGUCAGUAAUCCAGUUUCAGAGUGUAGAUUUUUUGGUCUUUGUAAAGGUUACUAAACACUCUUGUAUAAGUGCCAGAGUUCAGUAAUCAGUGCCUACGGUUAUUUUCUGAAAGUUUACAUUCAAAUUUUGUAUUAUUUUUAUCUUUUACAUUUCAAUUUCAGUGAUGGUAAAUUUAACGAGUAAAUGUUAUGGCUAUUCUUACACUUUGGAUUUAAAUGUAAUAUAUAAUAACAUUGCCACAUUUAAUUUUUUCUUCUUUUAAUUUAAAAUGAUCACAAAUUAUUACUUGUUUCUUGGUUGAGAGUGCUGCAUUAUUUAAACUUAACUUAAGUCAGCAAGAUUGUGAAUAAAGAUAAACAUUUUCUAGCACAGGUAAGUUGACUGUUUAGCAGUGAGAAAUAGUGUCCUGUAGGAUUGUUGUCCAAAUUCACUGUAGUGGCCUGAGGUCUUUUCUUUAGUGAGCACCAUCGCACAUGGCUGUAUACACUGGGGUUGUAAAGCAGUGUUGAUGAUUGUGUUCUGGGCAGUGUGAGCACACUGUUCUCUCUCUUUCAUUUUCUCUCCCUCCUCACUACCACCAGUGCCAUGCUGUGUAAUGUUUUCGGAAGCGUCUGUGGUGCUACUAUUUAAACAUUUCAUAUGCCUGUCUGCAUAAUGAACUCAAUUAUUAGAUAAUUAUUGUAUAACAUGUUUUUUUGGUGGAUUUGAUGUUGAAUGUCAAUAAAACCUGACUUAUGCGAUGUAUACUGAAAUUACA